UUCAUGUCAAAAAUCCGCAUGUUCCAAGAUUUUGUGUAUUUUGACAUUCUCAAUUUUUAUUUACUUUCGUAACUAAUAAAUUAAUUAAUAAUCUUACUAUAAAAAACAAAAUGGUGAGAACUGGUGAUGGAGGAGUUAGAAUUAGUGGUGGAAAAUCAUCAAAAAAAGGAGGUGGAGGAAGCAGAUCUUCCGGCACUCCAAGCAAAAGAACUGGUGGAGGAGAUGGAAGAUUACAUGCAGGAGUGCUUCGAGAAACACCACAAUGGCAAAAACCUAUAACCAACUUUUUUAACAUGCCACAAAAGCCCAUGAAUGAGGUAUCAGAACAGGACAAGACUGAGAAUGAAGUUGAUGAGGUCCCUGAUGUAGGAGCUGAAGAAGAUAUCAUAUCAGAAAAUUCUGAAAAUAAUCAAGAAUAAUUUGUUGAUUUAUUUCAUUUUCUGUCAGUAUUAAAAGUUUGUUUGUAUUUUAUGUAUAUAUUUUGUAUUGUACCUUCUUAAAUAUAUGAUGUUUAUAAGAAAUGUA
Aethina tumida (small hive beetle) is the source of this 525-nucleotide messenger RNA. RefSeq lists its product as uncharacterized. The transcript is spliced from 3 exons. Lineage: Eukaryota; Metazoa; Arthropoda; Insecta; Coleoptera; Nitidulidae. The coding region runs from base 111 to 419 and encodes 102 amino acids. The record is from RefSeq and is a predicted model, not a curated record.